AACUCGGAGAAACCGCACUUUAUUGUUUAUCCAUUCUCGACUCUAUUUUCUCGCAAAAUAUCAGAAAAUGGCAUCGACUAGUGCAGUAGCAGUCCGAGUCUCGAACAUAAACGGACUUAGUGACCGGAAAAACCCUAGCCUUACAUCGUUUCCUCCAGGUAACCUGAGCUUAAAUACAAAUCCAGCUGGGAAGCACCAUAAAUCUUUUUCUGGGAAUUGGAAAUCCAGACAUAGCAGUAGAUCUCUCUGUGUACAUGGCCUUUUUGGAGGAAAGGACAAAAAUGAAGAGAGUGAUGGUGCACCAUCAAAGGCAGGAAUCCUUGGGAACAUGCAGAAUUUAUAUGAGACCGUGAAGAAGGCACAGAUGGUUGUCCAAGUUGAGGCAGUUAAGGUGCAAAAGGAACUUGCUGCUGCAGAGUUUGAUGGCUAUUGUGAAGGAGAGCUGAUUAAGGUAACACUAUCCGGGAACCAACAGCCUGUACGUACAGAGAUCACUGAGGCUGCGAUGGAAUUAGGUCCAGAAAAACUCUCUCUUUUAGUUAAUGAGGCAUAUAAGGAUGCACACCAAAAAAGUGUCCAGGCCAUGAAAGAAAGGAUGAGUGAUCUUGCUCAAAGCUUAGGAAUGCCACCAGGCCUCAGCGAAGGAUUAAAGUAAAGGUCUUUUCCUCUCAUACUGAAGUAAGCUUAAAUUUUGUAAUUGAGCCUAUCACAGGUGCUCAUUUUUAGUGUGACACGAGAUCUUCUGUCUUGUUUAUCCUAAUUAUUCUUUUGAUUUAAUGAGAGAAAUAUUUGGAACUUGUUAUCUUUGUCAUUAUUUCUAUAAAAGUGCUUCUUGCUAAA
Manihot esculenta (cassava) is the source of this 840-nucleotide messenger RNA. Its product is annotated as nucleoid-associated protein At2g24020, chloroplastic. The record is from RefSeq and is a predicted model, not a curated record. The transcript has 7 exons. Gene Ontology annotation, molecular function: DNA binding. NCBI's taxonomy places the organism in Eukaryota, Viridiplantae, Streptophyta, Magnoliopsida, Malpighiales, Euphorbiaceae. Bases 68 to 655 code for a protein of 195 amino acids.